Messenger RNA from Trichoderma breve, 747 nucleotides. RefSeq lists its product as uncharacterized. Bases 1 to 747 code for a protein of 248 amino acids. The record is from RefSeq and is a predicted model, not a curated record. The transcript is spliced from 2 exons. NCBI's taxonomy places the organism in Eukaryota, Fungi, Ascomycota, Sordariomycetes, Hypocreales, Hypocreaceae.
AUGACCAACCAUUUCAGACCAAAGAUCAACGAAUUCGUCAAGAUGGUGGGAGCAGUCGAGAGCUUCGAUGAACGCGGCGAUGAAGAUGGUGAUGAGGACAUACUGUCAACAAAGGCAGCAGCACCGACGCCACCACCACCAAGAGCACAUCCUCGCUCGGCGCCGACGGCGCCCUUUCCAGGAAGCAAGUUCGGCUUCUGGGUCGGCGUGGGCUUGCGGGCCUCCAGGCCUACGACCAGCGGCUGGCCGGACGCCAGCAGGCCCGGGCUCCGGCCCCGGCCCAAGACCAAGACCAAGCGCAGGCCCAGACUCAGGCCCAAGCACAAGCACAAGCCCAAGCCCAAGCCCAGACUCAGGCGCAGGCCUAGCAGCAGCAGCAUCAGCAACUGCAACAACAAGCCCUGGCUCAGACCCAGGCACAGGCCGCCGCGGUGGAACUCCCCCCCUCCCUCCCGGGCCAGCAGAUGGAUGUGGACGAGGAGGAGUGAGGCUCAGGCCCAAGCUCAGGUUCAGGCCCAGCAGCAGCAGCAUCAGCAACUGCAACAGCAACAGCAAGUCCUAGCUCCGGCCCAGGCCCCGCCCCAGCAGCAGCAGCAAUUGCAGCAGCAACAACAACAACAACAACAAGUCCUGGCCGUGGCCCAGGCACAGGUACAAGCACAGGCACAAGCACAGGCACAAGCGGCUGCUUUGGCCCUCCCACCCUCUCCCCCGGCCCAACAAAUGGAUAUGGACGACGCGGAGUGA